AUGUCAGAAGACCCUCACAGCCUAUCCGCCAGCCUCUCUGAACUACCCCAAAGCUGCUCACCAGUCACGGGCACUGGUCCGAUUUUGCCUAGAGCCCUCACGCCCCAGCUUGUGAUGCCUAGCUUGACCGUUCCUCAACGUCGCCCCUUUUCGGAAACCGGUAGAUCGCUGGGGAAACUGAAGGUCCUUGUGACGGGACGACGCGGCAUCGGAAAAACAUCUCUCAUCCUUGCUAUUGCCCAACUAUCCGCACACAUUGUUCAUAUGGAUACGAUCGUCGCAGCGCCGAAGAACAUGGCCAAUGAUGUGUAUGCAAGCACUCGUCCAAAGCCCUGGUGGAGAACAGAUCCAGAUCGCGACCUUCCUAGGAGAAGGCGGUCGUCAACUUUAGACGGAGUUUUGGAUAGAAACAUUUGUUUUGUGGACUGCCCAGUCUACGGAGAUGAUAUUCAGGGAUCAUCGCCUGCUGUUGAUUACGUCGAGUCUCGGCUAGCUCAUUUAGCCAACAAGCUGAUGGACGACCCGGAUCUCUGUGCCCUCCUCAGUGGAGGGGCAGAGCCGAACGUUGAUGUGGUACUCUAUCUACUCCCACCCUCGGGCCCCACAUCCGACGAUAUACGGUGCAUGAGAGAUUUACAAGAUGCAACAAAUGUCGUUCCACUGCUGGCGCGUGCUGAUGAACUCUCCACUGAAGAACGUCUGUUAGCGAAGAAACAAACUCUGCGAGAUCUCGAUGCCGCAGGUCUUGAUUGUUUCUUCUUCGCUGCCCCUGGGGAAGACCGCGAUCAUUCUCGUAUUCAUGCAAUAUCCAGCGCGACUCAAGUAGACCCAGACGUCAUCGACGCCAGUAUUCUCAUGAGUUCGGAAUAUCUGCCACCCUUUGUCGCGACCGACCUCGGAAACCUUGUCAAGGAUUUGCUAUCAGUCGAAGGGAGCACUUGGCUUCGCCAUUCUGCAGCCUGCAAGGCCAUCAAGUGGAUGCGACAACAAAGACACCAAGGCGGCCUGCUGCCAUCCGCGCUUGCAUGCACGAGGAGGUCUUCUUUGUUUGGCCUUGCUCAAUCGAUCAUCUUUCAAGUCUUCACGGACUAG
Molecule: messenger RNA, 1092 nt
Organism: Metarhizium album ARSEF 1941
Lineage: Eukaryota; Fungi; Ascomycota; Sordariomycetes; Hypocreales; Clavicipitaceae
Product: Cell division protein GTP binding protein
Exons: 5
Coding region: 1-1092 (363 amino acids)
Biological process (GO): cytoskeleton-dependent cytokinesis
Cellular component (GO): septin ring; septin complex; microtubule cytoskeleton
Molecular function (GO): molecular adaptor activity; GTP binding; GTPase activity
Source: RefSeq, a predicted model, not a curated record